Brugia malayi is the source of this 2013-nucleotide messenger RNA. Its product is annotated as Fasciclin domain containing protein. NCBI's taxonomy places the organism in Eukaryota, Metazoa, Nematoda, Chromadorea, Rhabditida, Onchocercidae. The record is from RefSeq and is a predicted model, not a curated record. Bases 1 to 2013 code for a protein of 670 amino acids. Gene Ontology annotation, biological process: cell adhesion; extracellular matrix organization. Gene Ontology annotation, molecular function: cell adhesion molecule binding. Gene Ontology annotation, cellular component: extracellular matrix. The transcript is spliced from 13 exons.
AUGCAUGUGAAUCAGUCUAUCAGAAAAUUCUUUCUCAUUUGCAUGAUCAAUGCUCUAAUGAAAGCAGACUUAUGGACUGAAACAGAGCGAAUGAGUGACUUACAACAGUGGCGCACUUUAUGUGCUCGAUAUACAGUUGCGCUAGCUUACAUGAAAGAUUCAAAUGCACGCAUUACAGUUUUUGCACCAGUUAAUGAUGUGUUUAAUUAUAAUCCAGAUAUCCGUGCUUUAAGUCAAAAGGAAGUUUUGAGUCAUAUUGUUGAUACACAAAUUUAUGAGCUUGGUGAAAAUCAAAAAUGGGAUAAACAAACACUUAUUCGAAGUACAGUCAGUAGCGGAUAUAUGUACAUAACACAGUUUGUAAAUAAUCCUGGAAAUUAUUCUUACUUUGCAAAUAAUGGAAUGCUUUGCAAUCAUGCUACCAAUGAAUGGGCUAUUAUUAAUGGUCAACAAUAUCUGUUCAAAAUUUGUACACCAAUUGGACAUCGACCAUAUCCGGGAACCACACUUUCGUUUACAAGAGAUGCAGACAAAAUGUCUUUCUUUGAUCGACCUUAUAAUAACCGUGACCUCACUGAAUUGAGGGAUGUGCUCGAUCGUGUACCAGAUGUUGCAUUAGCAAUCUUUGGCAGUUCAGCAUGGAAUGGCUUCCAUACUUUCUUUUUACCUACAAAUGAAGCAUUUUUAAAAGUAAUAGAUCGCAAUCGCAUAGAUCGUGAAGUAUUAUUGGCUCAUAUAACGGGUAUAAACAGGGUACUUUUCACUUAUCCAUGGCUUUAUGAUCAAGGUAUACACUAUUAUCCGUCGAUCCGUUUCUCUGGUAAUGUUAUUGAGGAUAAUUAUGAUCUAAGAUUAUGCAUGCGAAACAUCACCGAUCAUCGAACUGGACGAUGGGACCUUUAUGCGGUUUCCGAAGUGCAUGAACGUUACGGACAAUUUCGUCGUGGUGCAGUUUGGGCCAAAAUUGUUGUGCCAAAUAUUCCGGUUCAAAAUGGUGUAGUUCAUAUUAUUGAUAAUGUUCUUGGCAUUGUUACCAAUACCAUUGAUCAGCUUAUUAUGGAUAAUAAUCAUUGUACAACUUUAAUCCGUUAUAUAAGUAUGAUUGGACAAAUAGUCCGAAAUUAUUUCUCAGCAACUGGUGGUAUGGUGACAUUUUUUGCGCCGUAUAAUGAAGCAUUCGAACGAAUUCCCGAAUAUAUCGAAAGAAGACUUUUGAGAGAUCGAAUUUGGCUUGAAAAAGUUCUUAAACUUCAUAUUGUACCUAAUAAAGAGCUGACCAGUAAUGAAAUCACUAAUGAGACGGUUGUAAAUACAGUGGACAACAUUCAUCAAUUAUAUUUCAUUCGAGGCGAAUGGCCCAGGAAUAAUAUCACUUAUUAUGUUAUUGGUGGUGGUGUACGAGCAGCAAUUAUGAUGGAUAAUGUCGCAGCUGUGAAUGGUAUUGUACAUUAUAUCGACCGUGUACUUGGAGUACCGUAUCAGACGUUGUAUGAAAUUAUGCAAAAUGACUCCAAACUUCAGAUAUCUUAUUCAAUGCUUGAAAAUCUGCAACUACGAUAUUCCUUAGAUCCAUGGCAAGUUCUAACACCACAACAAAAUUUCACAUUUUUUGUACCAACUAAUGAGGCUUGGGAUAAGAUAUCAGCUUCGCAAAAGUACAAAAUGACUGAUGGCAAACAUUGGUUAGCACUUCAGUAUGUCUUUAAACGACACAUUAUUCAAGGUCUUGCACUUAUGUAUACCGAUCUACGAGAGCGAACUUAUGUAAUGAUGAACGAUGAAAAAGUGGUGAUACGUCGAAGAGGACGUUUUUUCGAGCUUUAUUGGCCUCGUGGUAAUCGUGUUGCACAUAUAAUCCCGGGCGGUGAAAAAGCUGGUAUCAAUGGUUUUAUGCAUAUGAUUGAUAACGUACUGAUCUAUGAGCGUGAUCUAGAAGCUUUGGCUUGCUCAACGCUAAAUUUAGCGCAUUUUUUGCUAACAUCAUUUUUCAUAUACAUCAUAUUAUAUUAUUAA